UUAACACACAUAUAUAUCGCUUAAAACCCUAGCACUCAUCUUUAUCCCUCUUCACUCAUCUAGGGUUUUCAAACAGGAUUGGCAGGCGCAGCUAUCCAAGCAGAAAAAAUGGCUGUUCCUUUGCUGACGAAGAAGAUAGUGAAGAAGCGGGUCAAGAAGUUUAAGAGGCCUCAAAGUGACCGCAAGAUUUCUGUGAAGACAAACUGGAGGAGGCCCAAGGGUAUCGAUUCAAGGGUCAGGAGGAAGUUCAAAGGAUGCACUUUGAUGCCCAACAUUGGUUAUGGCUCAGACAAGAAGACUCGCCACUAUCUCCCUAAUGGAUUUAAAAAGUUUGUUGUGCACAACGUCAAGGAGCUUGAAGUUUUGAUGAUGCACAACAGAACUUACUGUGCUGAGAUUGCCCACAAUGUAUCCACCCGGAAGAGGAAGGAGAUUGUCGAGCGAGCAGCGCAGUUGGAUGUUGUUGUCACCAACAAGCUUGCUAGGUUGCGCAGCCAGGAGGACGAGUAAAAAUUGGUUCUGUUUUGCUUUUGUUACGAUACUUGUUGCAUUAGGCAGUUUCAGUACCUUGAGGUGGCUGUUUUUUAUAACUAUUGUUUGUGUUUUGACUGGAUGGUUUUAAUUUUGAAUCAAAAUCAGUUUGCUAUCA
Messenger RNA from Populus trichocarpa (black cottonwood), 649 nucleotides. Its product is annotated as 60S ribosomal protein L32-1. NCBI's taxonomy places the organism in Eukaryota, Viridiplantae, Streptophyta, Magnoliopsida, Malpighiales, Salicaceae. The record is from RefSeq and is a predicted model, not a curated record. The transcript is spliced from 4 exons. Gene Ontology annotation, cellular component: cytosolic large ribosomal subunit; ribosome. Gene Ontology annotation, biological process: translation. Gene Ontology annotation, molecular function: structural constituent of ribosome. The coding region runs from base 109 to 510 and encodes 133 amino acids.